Molecule: messenger RNA, 1786 nt
Organism: Radiomyces spectabilis
Lineage: Eukaryota; Fungi; Mucoromycota; Mucoromycetes; Mucorales; Radiomycetaceae
Exons: 2
Coding region: 78-1430 (450 amino acids)
Molecular function (GO): mRNA binding
Source: RefSeq, a predicted model, not a curated record
UUUGUAAUUCUUUUAUUUCUCUUAUUUUUUUUAUAUUCCUCUUUUUUUUUUUCUUUUUACUUAUAUCAUAAUCAGUAAUGACUAGCGAAGCGUCAUCUCUCCUUGCUGGGUCAUACAACGCAAACGAUUUUCGAGUGCAUCCAUUAUCGGCAUCACCGGCUCCACCGUUAUUCAGUUCAUUACCGCCCAACAAUGGGCUUAAUAAUGCCUUGUCGGAAGAUGUUACGACCAUCUUCGUCGUCGGGUUUCCGGAUGAUAUGCAAGAACGGGAGUUUCAGAAUAUCUUCAUGUUCUCGCCCGGCUUCGAAGCAGCAUCCUUGAAAUGGCAUCAGAAAGAUGACGAUGACGGCACAAGCGGUUCUGCAGGGGGGAAAAAGCAAAUGAUUGGCUUUGCUCGAUUUCGCACUCGAUUGGAAGCCUUGGAAGCGGUGGAAGUGUUGAGCGGCAAAAAGAUUGACGUGGAUAAGAAUGCAGUCCUGAAAGCGGAAAUGGCCAAGAAAAACUUGCACAUCAAACGAGGAUCCGUGGCACCCAAUACUUUGGGCAGCAAUGCUGUUCCAUCCUCAUCUUCGGCCGCGGCAGCCCUAGGUCCUGCGAGUGGUAGCACAGUGGCCGAGUCUACCUUGCCUGUCAGCAUGUUGUCCCGAAAGAUGAGUCAGUCCAUGCACUACGACUUGUUCUCACCACUGCCCAGUGAUUUAUUAUCGCCGGCCGAUUACAAAAAUGAUGCGUUUUUGACUUCGGCGCCUUCAGCUUUCAACGAUUCUUUGUUUGGUUUGCGGUCGCAGUCUUUUGAUGCACAAAACGUACUUAAUAUGGUGUCGCCUCGAGCCGUGAGUUUCUUUCCGCCUCCUCGGUCAUCGAUAUCCGGUCAAGAAGACCACGAUCCCUACAGUUACCUUUCGAAAUCGUCGCCGGCACCCAAUGAUCCUGGCUUUGGUAGCAUUUCUUCGCUUUUUGAUGACGCCGAUCUUUUAAGUUCUCGCAUGGGAUCGAUGUCCAUGUAUCCUGUCGAUUAUCGUGGCUCUUUCCGAACCCCGAAUCCCGCCGACCAAAAUCCCCCGUGCAACACGUUGUACGUCGGCAACCUCCCUCCCAACACCAGCGAGGACGAAUUACGACAAAUCUUUUCAAAGUGUCGAGGAUACAAACGGUUCUGUUUCCGUAGCAAGCCCCAAGGUCCCAUGUGUUUUGUCGAAUUUGAAGAUGUCGUGUAUGCCACCCAGGCUCUGGCUGAAUUGCAAGGUCACACUUUAUCCAACUCGGUCAAGGGCGGUAUCCGUCUCUCCUUCAGCAAGAAUCCAUUGUAUAUCAAACCCACCAAAGACACUACCAACGGCAACAGCAACGGCACCAGCAACAGCAAGCUAUCGUUGGGACCGUCGGGUUUGGCGGAUCGCAGAGACAUGGUGUUUGAUCCUCAAUUGUAAUAGCCGGUCUAUGCGUGUUUUUUUUUCUCGAAAGAUGGUGAAUUCAUUUGUUACUUUAUACUUUUUUUUUCUAACUCUUUGUUUUAUCAUUUCAACUUGUUCCCCUGCUAUUUCAUACUCUCAGUAUUACCUCGUCUCUUGUUCUAUCAUGUUAAACUAUGCAUUCAAUUUUUUUUUUCAUCUUUGCACAUCUCUCCUCCUAUUCAUUAUUUUUUUUUCUCUUACAAGCACAUUUCUUAGCAUAAAUUGAUUUCCUUGUAUUCCUUCUUAUGAAUUGGUUUCUGCUCUCGUUUUUUUCUUUUGGCAUCCCAAGCAUUUUUCAAAAUAUAACAGACAGAGUUCUUUUCACCUCCUUU